Molossus molossus (Pallas's mastiff bat) is the source of this 399-nucleotide messenger RNA. RefSeq names its product fatty acid-binding protein 9-like. The transcript has 4 exons. Gene Ontology annotation, molecular function: fatty acid binding. The record is from RefSeq and is a predicted model, not a curated record. Gene Ontology annotation, biological process: fatty acid transport. Gene Ontology annotation, cellular component: cytosol; nucleus. NCBI's taxonomy places the organism in Eukaryota, Metazoa, Chordata, Mammalia, Chiroptera, Molossidae. The coding region runs from base 1 to 399 and encodes 132 amino acids.
AUGAUUGAGCCCUUCUUGGGAACUUGGAAACUGGAAUCCAGUGAACACUUUGAGGAAUACUUGGAACAACUGGGAGUGCCCAUUACAGUCCGGCACCUGGCAGCAUUGGAGAAGCCGACCAUCAACAUCAGUGCUCAUGGGGACAAGGUGAGCAUCAAGACACAAACCUCUUUCAAGAACUUUGAGAUUGUCUUCAAGCUGGGGGAAGAGUUUGAUGAAACCACGGCAGACAACCGGAAAGUAAAGAGCAUCCUAACAUUGGCUGGCAACUCACUGGUCCAUGUCCAGAAAUGGCUUGGCAAAGAGACCACAAUCAAAAGACAAAUUGUCGGUGGAAAAAUGGUGGCGACACACACCAUGAACAGCGUCAUCAGCACACGGGUCUUCACAAAGGUUUGA